Messenger RNA from Cavia porcellus (domestic guinea pig), 858 nucleotides. RefSeq lists its product as uncharacterized. Gene Ontology annotation, cellular component: extracellular matrix. Gene Ontology annotation, biological process: cellular response to lipopolysaccharide; innate immune response in mucosa; defense response to Gram-negative bacterium. Lineage: Eukaryota; Metazoa; Chordata; Mammalia; Rodentia; Caviidae. The transcript has 3 exons. The record is from RefSeq and is a predicted model, not a curated record. The coding region runs from base 151 to 660 and encodes 169 amino acids.
ACCAGCAUCCCUUGCCCUCCAGAUCAAACACACACCUUCGAUCACCCUGCACUCAGUCUCCCAGCCUUCUCCUGGCUCACCAUAAAUAUCAGGGACUCCUCACUCCCCACACACCGGGAGGGAUCCUGCUCUCCUCCAGUGACCCCAGCCAUGCGGACCCUCGCCCUGCUUGCUGCCCUCUUCUUGUUGGCCCUGCUGGCCCAGGCUGAGCCAAUCCCAGAGAAAGCUGAGGACAUCACAGAAGAGCACUCAGAGGAUGAGGACGACUACCAGAAGGCCUUCUCCCCUGAAGAUGCUGAGACCUCUGAAGAGGCUGGUACCCAAGGGCACAGGCCAGGACCACGACCCCGCCCUCCACGGCACAGACAACAUCCCUGCCCUUUGAGCCUUGUACCUGGACAAAGACCUCAUCUCCAGGACCCUGAGCUUGCACAAGCCAGCCCUCUGAGCUCUAUACUCAGACCACAACCAAUAGGACCUGUCAUUAUCCGCCCUAUACCACCAAUACGACCUCCCCCUCGGCCUCCUAUAUUACCUCGCCCUCUGCCUCCUAUACCUGGACUAGGACGCCAACCCGUGCGCCCCAAGCCAGUUGUUAUUGUUGGACCCCUUAGAAAGCAAGCCCAGUGGCCUGGAGAAGAGGAGCAGCAGGGAAUUUGAUCAGAAGCUGCAGAAGUUUGUAGGCACAGUGCUCAGGCACAGACCUGGAACCUGCAUAUGUGGUCCUACACACGGCAUACUCUGCUGUCAUUCAGGAUGAAAAAAGGUCAGCAUUGACACUGAUACCUACGGAACCCUUUGUCAACCUCUCCUUGAUCUCAAUGUUCCUUCUCUAUUUCAAGUAAAUUCCUUGCAGCA